AUGAUCAUUUGUGAAACAGUUAAUAUUCAAUUAAGAAUCAGCUUUACGAGAAUUAAAAUACUUCCUUCAGUCCUGAAUCAAUCUUUUUAUUUUGUAAAAGAGGAUUUCAAUCGAACACCAAUUAUUUUUAAUGGACGUAUUCUUCAGAAAACAUCACCGAAAUUCUCUUGGGAUAGUUAUGAAUUCACUGUACAAGUUGAACAAGCAUUCAAAGGCACAUUAGUUGGUGCACAUAUUAAAGUAAUAACAUGGAAACAAGAAAGCAUGUGUGGUAUUGGCCAAGUUUCAAUUGGUUCUCGUUGGCAAAUAUGGAUGGAUGGAAAUGGUAUGACUAGUUUAUGUUCAAGAACUACAUCAAAUAUUAAUGAAAAUCAAUUAGAACUUCAACAACUGGCUAACCAAUAUGUUUAA
Molecule: messenger RNA, 411 nt
Organism: Rotaria sp. Silwood2
Lineage: Eukaryota; Metazoa; Rotifera; Eurotatoria; Philodinida; Philodinidae
Source: the annotation of a GenBank genome assembly